Messenger RNA from Antechinus flavipes (yellow-footed antechinus), 2003 nucleotides. It is a transcript of the gene CDKN1A, whose product is annotated as cyclin dependent kinase inhibitor 1A. The transcript has 3 exons. Bases 130 to 624 code for a protein of 164 amino acids. NCBI's taxonomy places the organism in Eukaryota, Metazoa, Chordata, Mammalia, Dasyuromorphia, Dasyuridae. The record is from RefSeq and is a predicted model, not a curated record. Gene Ontology annotation, cellular component: nucleus. Gene Ontology annotation, biological process: regulation of mitotic cell cycle; signal transduction by p53 class mediator. Gene Ontology annotation, molecular function: cyclin-dependent protein serine/threonine kinase inhibitor activity.
AGUCCAGCCAGAAGAGGAGGUGUGAGCGACGCUACCGAACCGGGUUCGAGAGCUGGGCAAGGGCAGGGACGCAGAGCUAGAAGGACUUGAUCGAGAUAUCUUGAGGGAGACUGAGCCAGAGUCAUCAGCAUGUCUGAGUCACCGAGUCGAACACGUCAGAUCCCCUGCAGUGGGAAACUUUGCCGGAACCUCUUUGGGCCUGUGGACCAUGAGCAGCUGAAGCAAGACUGCCAGGACCUGAUGCAGAGCUGCACCCAGGAGGCCCAGCGCCGAUGGAACUUCGACUUCAUCACUGAGACCCCCCUAGAAGGCGAUUAUGCCUGGGAGAGGGUCCGAGGCCUGGAUCUACCCUCCAUAUAUCGCCCGACAGGGCCGUGGGGCAGGGAGGACCUGGGGGGGAAGAGGCCAAAGCCCCGGCCCAGCUCCCCAGCCCUGCUACAGAUGUCCGCCCAGGGAGACCAUGUGGAUCUCUCCCUCUCCUGCACUGUAGUACCACUGACCCCAGAGCGAGAGGAAGGGUCUAUGGCUGGGACCUCCCAACCCACCCGAAAACACAAGCAGACCAGCAUGACGGAUUUCUACCAUUCAAAGCGAAGGCUCAUCUUCUACAAGAGAAAGCCAUGACUUGACGCUCCAAUCUUUGUCUCCGGGCUGGAUGAUGAUGACCACCCCUAUUCAGAUACUCUAGCUUUUUGUUUGUCAGUGUGUGUGUGUUUUAAUUAUUGUUUGUAUUUUAAUUUAAACUCCUCCUUGUAUAUAUACGCUGUCUUCAUGCUGGGUGGGCCCUGGCCUGUAUAGCAUGGAGAAUAUUUAAAAAAAAAAAACAACACAAAAAACGACAGUGGAAAGCUAGCUGCGCCCCCGCUGUAUAAGUCGGACUGUCGGGUAUUUUUAUGUUUUGAAACCUUAUUUAAAAUGUCCUUGUCUUAUGUUUCCUCUAUCCUAUAAGAUAGAAUGAAGUUGGCCUCAGGCCAGAGAUCGGUGUAGCUACAGAAUGCUGCUAGCUUCCUUGCCUGUCGUUCCUUACACCAGGAAUUCCUGGUUAGGAAACCCGCCAUCAGGUGUAGUGGAAUUCUCUUGGGUUCUCUAAAUUAAGUUAAUUUUAAUUUGAAAAAAAUAAAAAUAAAAACAGAUGGCACUUUGUUGGGAGGGUGGGGUGAGGGUAGGGUUGGUAGGGAUACAAAGUGACUGUCCUCCUCUGAGAUGUCCAAAGCCAAGGGAUGAAGGGCAGGGGUCCCACCCCGAUGUGGCCUUUUGGCUUUGCUCUCUACUGAGAGGUGGGGGAGAGAGUUGGUUCUUGUAGCGUUUCCCCCACCCCCUCUCUGUCAUGUCCCUCUUUGCCUGCCCCCGGGCACUGGGUAGGCAGGUGGGCAUCCGUUCCCCAAAGGUGGACCAGCCAAGCUGCUCAGGAUCCUGGGUCCCUAUUGGUGCUGUCCUGCCCUGCACUUUCUACAGAGACCUAGCUGCCCUUCCAUAGCUAGGUUUUCCUUUCAGCUCUCCCCUCCCCCUUCCUCCCUACCCUCUAGCCCCCAACCCCUGACCUGCCUCCUCCCCUCUCCCCACCCUUCCCAUUGUACUUUGUGUAGCAGCUGAACAAGGUGACGGUUGUUUGGAAGUGAGGCAAGGUGAUGAAGAUGUUUUGGCCUUUCUGGGGAAGGUGGGAAGGGCCGUUGUUAACUGCAUUCAGAAGGAACGGGUUUUAUUCAAUCCUGACUUUGCCCAGUCCCAAAAGUCCUGUGGACAAAACCCCAGCCUGGACACUGACCCUAGAGGGGAGAGUAGACAGCAAGCACUUGGACUCUGUACUACACAAUUGAGCACUUGAUUCUAGGCUCUCUUCUCUUGUUCUGGUUCAUGUGUAUGUCUUGGUCUCCUCAACUAGACUGUAAGCUCUUUGAGGGCAGGGACAGUGUCUUAUACUUCUCUGUAUCCUACAUGACCCCUAACACAGGGUUGGGUAUAUAGCAGGUGCUCAGUAAAUAAUACUUAUUGACCUAACCACA